Molecule: messenger RNA, 1756 nt
Organism: Blepharisma stoltei
Lineage: Eukaryota; Ciliophora; Heterotrichea; Heterotrichida; Blepharismidae
Source: the annotation of a GenBank genome assembly
AUGAAACUUUUAAAGAUUAUUCUUUGUGCACUUAUUCUUAUCGAAAGCCAGAUGGUGGUUGAUUUUAUUUAUAGCCCUUUUAGUGAUUCAGAAUUUGCUUCAAAUCUGACUUUUUUCGUGAAGAAAAACUUUCAAGACCACCAAUUUAUUUUCAAUUUGAUUUAUAUUGCCACCAUCGAAGAUAUACAAAAAAUCUCAUAUAGCCCUGAUAUAAUUUUUGACGUUACCUUUAGCCUCUCAUUAUCAGAAUCCAUAAAAAAUCUGGCAGAGGAAAAGCAUGUCAUAAUUGCCUCAAUUAAUAAACCGCUUGAUUUUUUUUCUGACUGAGAAUUUUUUGUCCAUAAUUCCUGGGAAAAUCGAGUUGAAGCCUUGCAUGGCAUUAUUUCUUAUUUAAAUUGGCAAACUUUUAUAGUGAUUUCUGGCGAGAUUUACAAUGAAGAUGAUGAGUUUUUUAAUUAUUUUUAUGAUAAAGAUUGCCAAUGGUUUUCUUUCUCAAAUAGCAAUGAUAAAAUAUCAGCUGAUUUAUUCGUAGGGAGAGAAAUACAAUCGACUGGGAUUAAAAAUAUUGUGAUCCUAAACCAUGGAGAAAGCACAAAAUUGCUUUUGGAAAGUUUAGAAGAGCAUGAUUUGCUUACUAAUGGGACUGGGAUCAUUAUAGGAUGUGAAGGCUCCUGAAAUUUAUAUGGGAAUGGGAUUAUUUCUUAUGUAGAGUCUGGAUUAGAAAGCGCUGACUGUUAUUAUUGCUACAAAGGGUUAGCUUUUAUUAAAUUUUUAAAUUUAAUAUUAAGCUUUCCUUCAACAUCUGAUCCUUUUGCACUCCUUGAGCAUUUAAAUAAAAAUACAGUUAGGCAUCACCCAGUGUCUAAUUUCACUUUAAUAAAUACAAAAAAUAGGCAAAAAAGUAUUACAGGAACAAUUUUAAAUGGAAAUUUAGAAAUAUUAAAUCCUCUGGUUUAUCCAGGGAAUUCUUUAAUAGCGCCGAAUUCUCCUACUACAGAUGUCAAUAUAUGAAUCGCAGAUGGAACAAUAAAUCCAGGAGCUGAACCUGAAUUAUUGGCAACAACUGUGACAUAUGGAGAAUUUUAUGCCUUAAGCAUCUGAAAAAGCAUGCAUGCCUUAGAUGGCUUUGAAAUCACAGUCACUGAUACAGAUUGCGGAGUAACCACAUAUAACGCAGAUUAUGCGUAUUCAUGCUUUUAUAAACUACUCCCAACUCCUGGCGUCGGCUUUUUAACAUCACUUUACCCAUGAAUCACCAUGGGAUACAUUUAUACUUUAAGAGCUUUAAAUUAUUCAAUACCUCACAUUUCUCCUUACGCUCCUUCAAUCAUUACAGAAAACAAUACAGCUUUUCCAGAAUUCAUGACAGUCAUAAAAGAUGAGACUUUUAACACCCAAGUCAUUUUAAAUCUUGCAGUAAUUUUUGGAUGAAAAAAUUUUGUUGUUAUCUAUGAUGAGACAAAUAUAGCCAUGUAUAAUUAUUUUGUUGCAAAAUUAAAAGAAUUUAAUAUGAAUAUCGUUAAUCCGCCUGAAUUGCGAAAAAUUGAUACUUAUUAUACGAGUGUUAACGGCAGAAAAGUUAGCCUCCAUCCCCCUAUUAUCCCCUAUAUUCCCUAUCCCCCCAUACUUUCCGUUCCUCCCUGUGCACCAUUAAUCUUUAUACACCCAGUACCCCCCAAAUCUUCCCUUUCAUUAUUAAAAAUAUAUAAUGUAAAUAAGGUCAAAAUCAAUAUGGAUAGGAGCUCAUGCUUUUUAA